Molecule: messenger RNA, 1450 nt
Organism: Phyllopteryx taeniolatus (common seadragon)
Lineage: Eukaryota; Metazoa; Chordata; Actinopteri; Syngnathiformes; Syngnathidae
Gene: frzb
Product: frizzled related protein
Exons: 8
Coding region: 233-1183 (316 amino acids)
Biological process (GO): canonical Wnt signaling pathway; non-canonical Wnt signaling pathway
Cellular component (GO): cytoplasm
Molecular function (GO): Wnt-protein binding
Source: RefSeq, a predicted model, not a curated record
ACGAAAAGAGGAGGGAGGGCGAUAGAGGUAAGAGGGAUAAGAAAGUGUGAAGAGGAGGAGGAGGAGAAGAAGAGUGUCCCACCCCUCUCCUCCCUCCCCUCGCUUGUAUCCCGGGUGAGUGAGUGGACUUGGAGUCAUAAGGACAGGGAGCAGAUCGCCGAGCACACCGGCUCAAGGGUCCACCCUUCCUGACAAACUCCACAAGUACCGAGUAGCUCGUGCCAAUUUGGCGAUGAGGCGGUGGGGGACGUUGGUGGCGGCGCUGGCCGCCUGCUGCGCGCUUUGUCCGGGGGGUCCGGCGCCAGUCGAGGCAGCGGCGUGCGAGUCGGUGCGGAUCCCGCUGUGCCGCUCCAUGCCCUGGAACAUGACCAAGAUGCCCAACCAUCUGCACCACAGCACGCAGGACAACGCCGUGCUCGCCAUCGAACAGUUCGAGGGACUCCUCGGCACGGGCUGCAGUGCCGACCUGCUGUUCUUCCUGUGCGCCAUGUACGCUCCCAUCUGCACCAUCGACUUCCAGCACGAGCCCAUCAAGCCGUGCAAGGCGGUGUGUGAGCGUGCCAAGCAGGGCUGCGAGCCCGUCAUGAAGCGCUACAACCACAGCUGGCCCGACAGCCUGGACUGCAGUGAGCUGCCCCUCUACGACCGCGGCGUCUGCAUCUCGCCCGAGGCCAUUGUCAAGGCUGAGGGGCCAGAUCCGUACUACCAGGACCCGGCCAGGUGCAACCCAGAAUCCAGUCCGGACUUUCCCUUGGACGCCAACAACCUUCACUGCAGAGGACCCGUCGAUCGCUGCAAAUGUAAGACAGUCAAGAUGGGUUUGAAAACCUACCUGAAGAACAAUUACAACUAUGUGAUCCGUGCUCGUGUGCGUGAGGUCCGUACGCGCAGCAUGGAGCCCACGGCGGUGGUGGAGGUUCGCGAGGUCCUUAAGUCUUCUCUGGUACACAUCCCCCGAGAAACGAUCACUCUUCACUACUCCUCCUCGUGCCAAUGUCCGCCUGUCACUGCCGGAGACGAGUACCUCAUUAUGGGAUACGAGAACGAGGAGACGUCCAGGUUACUGCUGAUUGACGGCUCCAUCGUGCAGAAGUGGAAGGACAAGAUGGGACGCAAAGUCAAGCGGUGGGAUCAGAUCCUGCAGGGAAAAGCCCGAGCAGCUCAUCGCCGGAGUCGCCACUGAGAUGGGACCACCAGUACGUGCGUGCAUGUGUGUGCGCAUGUAUGUGUGUGUAUAUUGCACUAUCACAAGUAGCUGAAUGUAGUUCAUUUAUCUUUGCACAAACGCCAUUUAGUGUGUGUGUUUGUUUGUGUGUGUGUGUGUGUGCGUAUGCUGUUUGUAAAGGGGUGCGUGUGUGUGCACGUGUACGUGUGCAGCUUCUCACCUGGGAUGUUGUCAUCCGGGCUAAUUUCUUGUUUUCCUGACAUAAAGGGGAUUUCUGCAACUUUU